This is a messenger RNA of Wasmannia auropunctata (little fire ant), 2733 nucleotides long. RefSeq names its product E3 ubiquitin-protein ligase LRSAM1-like. Bases 110 to 2281 code for a protein of 723 amino acids. The transcript has 13 exons. NCBI's taxonomy places the organism in Eukaryota, Metazoa, Arthropoda, Insecta, Hymenoptera, Formicidae. The record is from RefSeq and is a predicted model, not a curated record. Gene Ontology annotation, molecular function: protein binding.
AGAGCAGGUGCAAAAAGUGCAGUUUAAAGGGACAAAGUGACAGCUGAUUGACAGCUGACCCGAACCUGGACGAAUCUCGUCGAGGUGGGUUCGGCGCUGUUUUUAUCACAUGUUAGCUGCGCGAAAUGAGAUCCUUGUCCGUUUCCCUGACAACAGACGCCGAGCAAGGAUGUCGAGGAAGCACGAGAGCAAGAAGGUCGACUACAAGGCGCGGCUCGAGUACAAGCUGUAUCUGGCCAGGGAAAACCCGGAGCCGGUGUUCGAUGUGUCGGAAUGUGCCUUGAAGAACGUGCCGUCGGGCAUCUAUUCGCUUUGCAAGGUGUUCCGAAAAAAGAUUUUGCUAAUGUAUGAUAACAAGCUGAGCUCACUCUCGGGUGGAGGUGCCUUAAGCGACUUAUCGUUGUUGACUGUCUUAGACAUUCACGGAAACGAGUUUACCGGAUUACCCUCUGAUAUUAAGCAUCUCUCCUCCCUUAAGGAGCUUUAUUUGCAAGACAACAACCUCCGCAAACUGCCCAAUGAAGUAGUGUACUUGAAUAAAUUAACAAUUUUGAAUGUCUCGAGGAAUAACCUGAAGCAGCUGCCCGACGGCAUCGGGCAGCUGCAGCAGCUCAACACUCUCGAUAUUAGCCACAACAAAUCGCUGCAUAAGCUGCCCCAAUUUCUGGGCUAUGCCCAACAACUGACGAGUCUAAAUAUCGACGGGUUAAACCUGUCGUAUCCACCUCAGGAUAUUUUGGACGGCGGCGCGAUAGUGAUUGUCGCGUUUCUGGCGAACGAAAGCGGCAUCGAGUACUCGCCGGAGGACUCGGUAUCGGAGACCGAUAUUUCAAGGGAUAUGAGCUCGGACGACAUGCAGACGGUAUACCGUAAUAAGAGUAACGACGUGCAGGCAACAUUACAGAAGCUAAAUGAAAUGAAGAAAUAUCGGCAAAACGCCUUGUUGGAAGUGGAGAAAAACAUGAAGCAACAGCAGGAGUACGAGAUAGAGGUGCAAUCCAUGCUCAAGGCUCAUAGGAAGAAGCUUUUAGAGGACGUAGCGUUACAGCAGAUACAAUUGGAGCAAGAGCUCGAGAAAGUUCAGCAGGAAAGGGACACAAAUAGGGCGCGUUUACUUUCGUAUAUUUACAAUGCGGAGAGAGAGGCCGAUAACGUGAUUAAAGAAUUUCUGAGAAACAGCGAGGAAGAUAGGCAGAGUCAGGCCGAGUUAGUGGAGCGGGAGAAGCAAGAAGAGAUGCAACUGUUAAGCUCCUGUCACUCGGAACAGUUCAUGCUACGUACGAAAGACACCCUUUUUUCAAUGGAGAAAUUGUUGGAGGAGGAAAUGUGCAGAACAAGGAAAUGGGAAGAGCAUAUCAAAUGUAGAGACUACGCCGUACAAUCCUUGCUUACGCUGGAGGUGAUUAACAACGAUCACUUGGCACAGAUAGUGCACGAUCAGGAAAAAAGUAGACAAGAUCUUGUCGAUAGAUUACGACAGGAUGAAGUUUUGCAGAAAGCGGCAGUUGCCGCGUUGUUGGAACGGAGCGAUGCGCGUUCCUGGAGCAUUAUUCAGCAAAUGAAUCUGGUGCAGUCGCAAUUGGCUGCGCUCACUAAUAUCGAACUCGAGAGACGGAAGUUAGAGAUCAACCAACAGCUUAAUGAGAUCGCUGAUAGACGCGUGACUUUAACAGCUAUUCUGAUCGACUUAUUGGAACAGCAAACGAACAGGAGAGCCCAACUAUUGGAAACAAUCAAUACGAUAGAACAACAGCGAUGCAUCUCCAGCGCGAGACGUGGCAGCCAAUUCUGGCUGAUGCAAUAUCAAUCUCUGAUGGAAGCUCGACCGCAAGGAUUACUAGAGAUGUUGGAACCUAUGCUAGUACGACAUGUGGCGAUAGCAGGAGCUUUGCACUGCCUUCCAUUCUUGGCCACUUUGCCAUCUAUGUUACCGGACAUCAGCGACGAACAAUUAAAAGAUAUUGGCAUAAGUUGCGAGAGUGAUCGCGCCGCCAUAAUGCUGGCGGUUGAAAAUUAUUUGGCAGAAGUUAAAUUGAAUGACGCCAGGUCGCCUGUGACGGCAUCCGCGCCUCUCGAAGAGGCAUCGACCAGCAAUCAAGACAAUUCUAUUCAGAAUGUCAAUAUAGUCGAAUGCGUAAUCUGCUUGGAUUUACAAUGCGAGGUAAUUUUUCUACCUUGUGGACACUUCUGCUGUUGCUCCAUUUGCGCGGACAAAGUUUCUGCAGAAUGUCCAAUGUGCAGGAGUUCAAUAGAACGCAAAGUUCGAGUUGUGCAGCCUUAAAUUUAUAAAAAAAAAUUCCCUGUUUUAUUCAGCUUAUUCCCAAAUAAUAUUUCAAUGAUACUUCUCGAGAGUAUCAAAAAAUGCGCUAUUCUUCCUGGUCUGUGAUUACGCACGUCAACAAACUGUUUUCAAUAAUAGUGGAAGGUAUAACGCGCACAAGUUAUAUUUACCACUAAUAUAAUGCUCAUAAAUGUCGAUAUGCGGAAAAUGUAUAUUAUAUAUUGUGAUUCACAAAAUUGUUCAAUUGAUCAAUUUCGUGAGCAACUAGCUUUUUUACUAUAAAAUCGUUUUCCAUCGGAAAUUGUUCGAUCGAAUUUGAUAUUGACGUAGCGAAGUAGUCGAAACAACAUUCCACGAGCAUUGUACUUUAACUGUCUCGAUUGAUUAUUUAAACGAUAGAUGAAAUGAUAAAUUAACUUUCCAGAAAAAUAUUUAAUUAAAAUUUGAAUUUA